This is a messenger RNA of Lontra canadensis (Northern American river otter), 955 nucleotides long. RefSeq names its product F-box only protein 32-like. NCBI's taxonomy places the organism in Eukaryota, Metazoa, Chordata, Mammalia, Carnivora, Mustelidae. Gene Ontology annotation, cellular component: cytoplasm; nucleus; SCF ubiquitin ligase complex. Gene Ontology annotation, biological process: protein ubiquitination. The transcript is spliced from 4 exons. The record is from RefSeq and is a predicted model, not a curated record. Bases 572 to 955 code for a protein of 127 amino acids.
CCCGCAGCCGCGGGAGGACGGGGCGCGGCUUCCCGAGAGCCGGGCUCGGCUCGCCCGGCGGCGGCAGCUGCUGCGCCCUGGGGGCGGGGAGCGGGCGCUGGGGGGCCUGGAGCGGAGCGGCGGCGGGAGCCCCGGCCUGGCAGCGCGGCUUCAAGUUUCCACCGGCGCGUGGUUGUGCAACCGCCAGAGGAGCGGGAGCCGCGGGCGCCUCGGAAAACAAGCCGAGCCCAUAAACAAAGCCACGUGGGCUCGGGCGGGGGGGCCGGGCCAGGAGCAGGCGGCUCUUCCGGCAACAAAGGGCCGGAGCCAGCGGCCCGGGAUAAAUACUGCGGCCGCGCUGGCCGCGCAGCACUCCCGCCCGCCCCGCGCGCCCUGCGACCCUCCCCAGCGCCGCGCCCUCUGCGAGCACAGGACCCGGCUCCGCAGCCCCGAGCCCUCCACCCGCUUCCCUGCAGCCGCGCCCUCGCCGGCCCCGGCCCCCGGAGCACCCGCCUGGGGCGACAGUUCCCCGAGGCCGUCCAGCCGGUACGGUCCAUCAGUCCGCCGAGUCCGUCGCGUCGUCCCCGGUGCCAUGCCAUUCCUCGGGCAGGACUGGCGGUCCCCCGGGCAGAGCUGGGUGAAGACGGCCGACGGCUGGAAGCGCUUCCUGGAUGAGAAGAGCGGCAGCUUCGUGAGCGACCUCAGCAGUUACUGCAACAAGGAAGUCUACAACAAGGAGAAUCUUUUCAACAGCCUGAACUAUGAUGUUGCAGCCAAGAAGAGAAAGAAGGACAUGCUGAAUAGCAAAACCAAAACUCAGUAUUUCCACCAAGAAAAAUGGAUCUAUGUUCACAAAGGAAGUACUAAAGAGCGCCAUGGAUAUUGCACUUUGGGAGAAGCUUUCAACAGGCUGGACUUCUCGACAGCCAUUCUGGAUUCCAGAAGGUUUAACUACGUCGUACGGGUAAGUCUCUGA